Colletotrichum karsti is the source of this 330-nucleotide messenger RNA. RefSeq lists its product as uncharacterized. Bases 1 to 330 code for a protein of 109 amino acids. The transcript has a single exon. NCBI's taxonomy places the organism in Eukaryota, Fungi, Ascomycota, Sordariomycetes, Glomerellales, Glomerellaceae. The record is from RefSeq and is a predicted model, not a curated record.
AUGUGCUACUUUUACCAAACACGUUGGGUCUGCGGGUAUUGGAGAUGGGGCCAGUUCAAGCAGCAGUGCAACAAGGAGUACCGGACAGGCGAGACUUGUGGGCUGAAGCUGGUUUUCGAUACUAUCCAAGACCCUGACAGGUGCAAGCUGUGCUACGACAUGGACAAGAAGUACCGCCGGCUCGACAAGAUGCAAAGAGACAUUGACCGGUGGUACCGCGAAGGGAAUCGCAAGGCAACUAUCGAGCGGACGACCGCCGAGAUGAGUGAGGUCCAACGCCAGAUCGAGGAGAUGAGGACAUCGCACUAUAAUAGGGAGAUAACGAUAUGA